AUGAAUUUAGGAAUAGAUUAAAUAAUCCCAAAUAUUUAUAGUAGCAUUGCGAAUUAAACAUAAUCAAUUAUUUUAGAUGAUUGUAUAUUGGAAUUCUAAAAUUAUUUGGAGAAAGUAAUUCCAAAUUAAUUUUAAGACUCCAAAGCAAAAUUUGUAUUUAAAGACUAAAUGAUAUCUAAUGUGAUAAGUAAAAAAUACAUAAUUCAUUAUAGUAUCACUUUUAGAUUUGACAAAUCGGUCAGAUUUCAUAAAACCAUAUGAUAAAGAAAUGACUACUAAUACUCUUAAUAAAUUAAAUAAAAUUGUUUAAGAAAUAUCAGAGUAUGAUAAAAUUAAAAUUUUGGUUAAUUAAACUAUAUUAAAUAUAGAGAGAGAUACUAUUAGAUUAUUAUAAGAUUUCUAAGAUUUAUUUUAAAUAUUAUUCUCUUCUAAAUCUUGUGGUAAAAUGAUACUAUUAAAAUAAUUUGAUUAAUAUGUAAGAAAAUUGCAAUAAUUUACAUUUUUUUGGGAGAAUUUAAUAUUAUUAGAAAAUUAGUAAGCAACCAUAAAAAUAUAAAAAGAAUCAUUAGUAAAAGAAACAGAUUUAGUCAAUAAAAUUGAUUAAUGGAAAAUAGCUAUAAUUUAAGAAAGAAAUUAGAUUUAAUCUUCAAAAGCUUCUUCGCUUAUUUUAGAAUAAAAGAAAAUUAUAUAAACUUAAUCGUUUUAAUAAAAAAAAAUCCUUUAGGCAUUACAAUAAUAUUGUGGAUUGGGUCUUCAAAAGAAUUAAUUAUAAUCUAUAUAAUUAUUUGAAGAUUUAGCUAAACAAGGAAAUGGUUUAGCAAAAGCCAUUUUAGGUUAAUUAAUUCUAGAAGGGUAAAUUUUUUAGAGAAAUUAUGAAAAAGUAUAUAUAUUUUUAAUGUAAAUAAUUAGGCAUAUGAAUACUUUUAAGAAAGUGCAGACUAAAACUGUCAAAUUGGAAUUUAUUUUAUGUCAAAAUUAAUAUUAGUAUUCAUAAUUAAGUAAACUUUAUAGGAUGGUAAAGUUUAAAAUAAAGUAUUUGGAGAAGCAUAAAAAUCUACCAGUAAAUUGAAUAAUACAAACAAUUCUAGGAUUGAUGAAUGCCAAUUUGCAAUUUCUUUGUUAAAAAUAGCUUCUGAGUAAGGACAUACUGAAUCUAUGAUCUAUUUGGGAGAUUUGUAUUUCUUAGGAUUUAAAUCAGAGGAUUGUAUAUAGAUAUUAUAUAUGAAGUUCAUCUUGAAAUUGAUUAUUCAACAUCUGAGAUUUAUUUCAAAGAAGCUUAAAAAUAAGAUAAUGUUGAAGCCAAAUAUAAAUUAGCUAAACUUUAUUAAAAGAUGUGUAAGAUUUCUAUAUACAAAGUAUUCAUCUUUUAUAUUUUAUAGAAUAGGAUAUAAUUUGUAUAUCCUUUGUUAUUAGAAUCUAAAAAUAUGGAUUAUUUACCAGCUUAUUAUGAUUUGGCUAAAAUUUUAAUUGAAGGUAUAAAAGAUGAAUUAUAGCCUAAUUAAAUUAUGGCAGAGUUAAUUUUAGAAUAAGGUGCAAUGAAAGGAAAUCAAGAUUGUGCAAAACUCAUUUUAGAAAACAAAUAUAAUCAUUUAAUUAAUAAUAAAAUCAAUUUAUAAGAGUUUUUAUAAUUAUUGGAUUAAUUAGAUUAGAUUCAAAAUAGUUCUGAAAAUUUAACUUUUUAUUAUAGAGGAAAAAUUGCAUAAAAUGGUUUUUUAAUAGAAAAUAAUAUCUAAUUUGCUAUUUAAAUGUUUAAGUAAAUGUUAAUUUUUUUAAUUAGUUUGGGAGCAAAUUUGGGUUGUUAAAAAUGUAAAUUGGAACUAAGUUAAUAUUCGAAAAAAGAUUUAAAUAAAAAGAAGGAUUCUAUAGAAAAAUAGGAAAAAUAAGAAAAGCCAGAAAAAUUUUAACCAAAUCUUGGUUUUAUUUAAUUAGUAAAGUAAAGUGAUUGGAGAUUAAGAUUCAGAAAUUAGAGUAUAUUUUCAAAUCCAUUUAAUACUUCAUAACUUGAAAAUGAUUAAUCAACAAUGUAAAAAGAUUGAAAAUUUGAUUUAUUAGAUAAGCAAGAAUGACAGCUAGUAUUAUCAAAACAAUUGAUAUAAAUGAUCCAGAUAAUAAGAGAAAACGUGUUAUAUCUGAUUAUACAGGAUUUUCUAAACAAUAACCUUCAGAUUAAAGUAUUUUGUUGUCUAAUUUAAAAUUUAAUCCAAACGAUAAAAAUUAUAUUAAUUCAAACAAUUAGAUUUAAGAUCAAAAAUAGAGAAAAUCAUCUUAAUUCACAAAAAAUGAAAAACCAAAAUUUUUAAGACAUCUAUCUUAACAUGCUAUCUAUUCAUAAUCUUAAAAUGUAUUAAAUUUAUAAAAUGAAUGA
Paramecium sonneborni is the source of this 2365-nucleotide messenger RNA. The record is from the annotation of a GenBank genome assembly. Lineage: Eukaryota; Ciliophora; Oligohymenophorea; Peniculida; Parameciidae.